AAUAUGUAAAGAAUGUCUCCUAACCUUUUCAACCUUUUAUAUCUUGUCAGUCACCUUCUCGAAAUUGUCAUAAUAAUUAUAUAGUAGUGAAAAAAAUUAUAAUUACGAAUGAGUCACUAUAAAAAAUUAAAGUGAAAUUUUGACAAAUAAAACGACACAAAAGGCACUAUAUUUAUUUUCAUCUGAUACAAUGUGAAGAGAUAGUUUAAUUAAAUUUCCUGUGGUAAAGUGAGUGAUAUGAAAGUUGUUAAAAUUGUGUAUGUUUUGUUGCUGUGCCGUUGCGUCUCUUUGGAAGAGCCACUAAAUGUGACUGUCAUCUAUAACUCAACGGUGGUAAAUUCCAACCACACAUAUGGAAUUCUCUCGACUACACAUUCACCCUCUGAAAUUUCAUCAUCAAGAAAACCAAUAAUUGCAGGACAAGACAUUGCUCAAAGUCCCCCAUCUACACCUAUCAAAAAUGUUACCCCUUCAAGUCAUCGUUUUAAAAACACUACCUCUAAUACGACAUUGUCUGAUCCUAUUCUACCCGAUAAAGGGGCAGCUGAAGAUGAACAUAACAGUUCAAUGGCUAUAUUUUUUCUUCUUUGUGUUUUAGCACUAGGGAUUUUACUAAUUCAUUUUAUGCUUCAAACAGGUUUUCAAUAUGUUCCAGAGAGCAUAGUUAUAGUUUUUCUAGGGGCAUUAAUUGGUUUAGCAAUGAAUACUUUAUCUAACCGAAAUAUUAGUAACUGGCGGAAAGAGGAGGCUUUUUCACCAACGGCAUUUUUCUUAGUCUUAUUGCCACCGAUUAUUUUUGAAUCAGGUUACAAUCUACAUAAAGGAAAUUUCUUUCAAAAUAUAGGUUCAAUCUUAGUUUUUGCAAUAUUUGGAACAACAAUUUCGGCCUUCAUAAUCGGGUUUGGAAUAUACUUCUUAGGUUUAGCGGAAGUCGUUUAUAAAUUGAGUUUUGUGGAAUCAUUUGCUUUUGGUUCCUUAAUUUCGGCUGUUGAUCCAGUAGCAACUGUUGCUAUAUUCCACGCACUAAACGUUGAUCCUGUACUUAAUAUGUUGGUUUUUGGUGAAAGUAUUUUAAACGAUGCAAUCGCUAUUGUUUUAACAACAGCAGCAUUAGAGUCAAAUAAUCCAGUAAUGUCAACAGGGGAAGCAAUUGUAAUGGGUAUUCAACGAUUCUGUCUAAUGUUCUUCGCCUCCGCCGGUAUUGGGGUGAUUUGUGCUCUUGUAAGUGCUCUAUUUCUAAAACACGUCGAUCUCAGAAAGAAUCCUUCUUUAGAAUUCGCUAUGAUGUUAGUAUUUACUUAUGCACCUUAUGUGUUAGCUGAAGGUAUUCAUCUUAGUGGUAUUAUGGCUAUACUGUUCUGUGGAAUUGUGAUGUCACAUUACACCCACUUCAAUUUAUCUACCGUAACUCAAAUUACCAUGCAACAGACUCUCAGAACCUUAGCUUUCAUUGCAGAAACUUGUGUUUUUGCAUAUUUAGGGUUGGCCUUGUUUAGUUUUAAACAUCGGGUCGAGCCCGCUCUUAUUAUUUGGGGCAUUAUUUUGUGUCUCCUAGGCCGUGCUUGUAAUAUUUUUCCUUUAGCAAUUCUAGUUAAUAGAUUUCGGGAACAUCAAAUUACCAAAAAAAUGAUGUUUAUAAUGUGGUUUAGUGGUCUUCGCGGUGCCAUUUCAUACGCAUUGUCGCUUCAUUUAAACUUCAGUGAUGAAACGCGACAUGUUAUUAUUACAACAACAUUGAUUAUUGUUUUGUUUACAACAUUGUUUUUGGGGGGUUCUACAAUGCCUUUGUUGAAGCUUAUGCAAGCAACGAAAAAUCCGUCCAGACGACUUAAAAGACGCCGAAAAGAUAGAGAAGUUACUUUAAGCAAGACUAGAGAAUGGGGCCAAGCCCUAGAUUCUGAGCAUUUGUCUGAAACUACAGAAGGGGAAAUGGAGGUGUCGUUCGUCUCAGAUCGAAUAAAGGGUUUUGUUAAAUACGACUUGAAGUAUUUCAUCCCAUUUUUUACUAGGAGAUUUACACAGCAGGAACUGAAGGAUUGCAAAAGCCAAAUGACGGAUUUAACAAAUCAAUGGUACCAGGCAAUAAGGAUAUCUCCAGACCAGUCUGAUGAAGAAAAUGGAACGAUUACUCCUCGGUCAAGUAUUUCAAGUAUUAUUCAUUGACUAUUAUAAAAAAUAUAUAAAAAUUGUGCUGUAUUAUAACUUACAACUGAAUAAAAUAAAAUGUGAAGUA
This is a messenger RNA of Tribolium madens (black flour beetle), 2233 nucleotides long. It is a transcript of the gene Nhe1, whose product is annotated as sodium/hydrogen exchanger 8. The record is from RefSeq and is a predicted model, not a curated record. Gene Ontology annotation, biological process: regulation of pH; sodium ion transport; proton transmembrane transport. Gene Ontology annotation, cellular component: membrane; Golgi apparatus. The coding region runs from base 238 to 2163 and encodes 641 amino acids. Gene Ontology annotation, molecular function: sodium:proton antiporter activity. The transcript has 3 exons. NCBI's taxonomy places the organism in Eukaryota, Metazoa, Arthropoda, Insecta, Coleoptera, Tenebrionidae.